UUGAUAGCAAAAUUUCAUGGUCCGGUUCACUCUGCGGUGAACCUAUCCACCAGUUAGCGAUCCCGUCGAUCGCAAUUCACCAGAAUGGCAUCCGCUGGGAUACCUUCGACCUUCUCCGUUCGUGACUCCAUCGCGAGCCUUCCGUCGCUUCUCCCUGCAACCCCCUCGGUUUCCCUCCGGCCUCAGCUCAACGUUCGCGCUCUUCUGAAGCGGAACCCCAAGCGCUUGAAGUACUCUACUCCUCGCCUUUUCAAGAAGCGGGAAUCGAUGGUGUACGUGGAAAUGGACCCUUUGGGGACCGAAACUUGGAGGCUGGAUCCCGUCGUCGAGCUUAUCAAGGAAGGAGCUGUUGGUGUAAUUCCCACGGAUACUGUGUAUGCCAUUGUUUGUGAUUUGAAGAGUUAUUCAUCGAUAGAACGGCUACGGAGAAUCAAAGACAUAGAAAACAAGAAGCCUCUCAGUAUCUUGUGCCGUUGUUUUCAAGAUAUAGAUAAGUACACAGUAGGUUUUCCUCGUGGUGAUGGGCAUGGGCAAACAAAUAUCUUUCGUGCUAUUAAACACUGUUUACCUGGGCCUUAUACAUUUAUUCUUCCUGCAACCAAAGAAUUACCAAAACAAUGCAUAAGAUCUGGAAGGGCAGCUAAAUAUGAGUCAAGGAAGCAUGUAGGUAUCCGCAUGCCAGAUGAUCCUAUUUGUCAAGCUAUAUUACGAAGUCUGGAUGAACCUGUCAUUUCCACAAGUGUAAAGUGGCCUUCAGAAGAUCAGUGGAUGCUAGAUCCUGUCCUAAUCGCAGAUACUUAUGAGCCAGAGGGCCUUGAUUUUGUUGUCGACGGUGGUGUCCGAGUGGCUGAUCCAUCUACUGUGGUUGAUAUGACAGGAAAGCUUCCAACAAUUAUUCGCCAGGGAAAGGGCCCUCGGCUGGACUGGAUGGUGGUGGAGGGUGAAGAUGUUGGUGCUGUAAGCUAUUAGCCUAGCAACAAGGCAUCAUCCUCAUCUUCCUAAUCUCAUGAAUGCUUGAAGUUGAUUUUGAUCAUCACUCGAAAGAUUCAUCUUGUAAAUUGCCCAACAAAGAAAAUGUCAGUUAGAAUUUUGUACA
Messenger RNA from Zingiber officinale, 1096 nucleotides. RefSeq lists its product as uncharacterized. Gene Ontology annotation, molecular function: double-stranded RNA binding. NCBI's taxonomy places the organism in Eukaryota, Viridiplantae, Streptophyta, Magnoliopsida, Zingiberales, Zingiberaceae. The record is from RefSeq and is a predicted model, not a curated record. Bases 85 to 969 code for a protein of 294 amino acids. The transcript is spliced from 9 exons.